Molecule: messenger RNA, 1797 nt
Organism: Cavia porcellus (domestic guinea pig)
Lineage: Eukaryota; Metazoa; Chordata; Mammalia; Rodentia; Caviidae
Gene: E2f6
Product: E2F transcription factor 6
Exons: 7
Coding region: 260-1102 (280 amino acids)
Biological process (GO): regulation of transcription by RNA polymerase II
Cellular component (GO): RNA polymerase II transcription regulator complex
Molecular function (GO): protein dimerization activity; RNA polymerase II cis-regulatory region sequence-specific DNA binding; DNA-binding transcription factor activity, RNA polymerase II-specific
Source: RefSeq, a predicted model, not a curated record
GCGGGGGCACUGCGCAUGCGGGGAGAUGGCGGGCCAGGCGACCUGAGCGCCGCGGGUCGCCGUGUUUCCCUCGCGCCAGCGGCGGGAGCGCUCAGGCUUGUGAGGCGACGGCCGAAGCGGCUUCUCCGUGCGGCUCCCGCACUCCCCCGAGCCGACCGCGGGUGGAUCCGCUGCGUUCCGCGCACCCGGGCCCUGGCGCUCGACGCGGCGGAAGGCGGGAGAGCCCGCGGGACGCGGGGAGCGCGGGGCGGCCGGCGUCAUGAGCCAGCAGCGGCCGGCGCGGAGACUGCCCAGCCUCCUGGUGGACCCGGCGGAGGAGACUGUGCGCCGCCGCUGCCGCGACCCCAUCAACGUGGACAGCCUGCUGCCAUCGAAGAUCAGGAUUAAUUUAGAAGAUAAUGUACAGUAUGUGUCUAUGAGAAAAGCACUAAAAGUGAAGAGACCGCGUUUCGACGUGUCGCUAGUGUAUCUAACUCGGAGGUUUAUGGAUCUUGUCAGAUCCGCGCCCGGGGGCAUCCUGGACCUAAACCGGGUGGCUAGCAAGCUGGGUGUGCGGAAGCGCAGGGUGUACGACAUCACCAACGUGCUGGACGGCAUUGCCCUGGUGGAGAAGAAAUCCAAGAACCACAUCCGCUGGAUAGGGUCCGACCUGAACAGCUUUGCCACGGUGCCUCAGCAGAAGCAGCUGCAGCAGGAGCUGUCGGACCUGUCCGCCAUGGAGGACGCUUUGGAUGAGCUCAUCAAGGACUGCGCUCAGCAGCUGUUUGAGUUAACAGACGACAAAGAGAAUGAAAGGCUGGCCUACGUCACGUACCAGGACAUCCACAGCAUCCGGGCCUUCCACGAACAGAUCGUCAUUGCGGUAAAGGCCCCAGAGGAGACCAGGCUGGACGUCCCGUCACCCCGAGAGGAUGCCAUCACUGUGCACAUCCGCAGCACCAAGGGGCCCAUCGACGUGUACCUGUGUGAGGUGGAGCAGAGCUGCCCAGGUGCUGGAGCAUGCCCCAAGCACCCCAAGAAAGGCACAUAUGUCACCCCACUGUCCCUACCCGUAGAGGAGCCCGAUAUGCAGCCUGAGGAGACGCUGGAGGCCUGCAGCUGAGCCAAGGGCGGCGUUGAAACGGAGUGUCGACCCCAGCAGGGUGGCAUCUGCGAAUCUGCCCUGGGAAAGGCAGCUCCGAACAGAGGAGGUUGCUUUAGCAAUCGCCCCAGACCUGCGGUGCUGGUCCCUGUCCACAGGAGUCUGCAUGUCCCUGAAUCGUGUUAGCAUCCCAAGGUGGUGGCAGCAGCGCUGUGGCCUCGCCGCUUUAAUUUAUUAGACUUCGGGGAGGGCGGGCACGGCUUGUCCGCAUGCGCCCUGGGUGGGGGGCGGACGCCACCUGGGGCCAGGAGAGAAGCACUUGGAGCACAGCUGGCCAGGCCAGCCGGGCACGGUGACAGGAGCCUGGCCCGUGCUCCUGCGGGCAGCAGUGUCGCGCCUUGGUGGCCUUCCCAUCAGCCUCUGCGCCCCCAUUGCCCGUCCCCGCUCCUAUGCCUCUGCUCUACCUCAGCGGUAAGUCAUUUACCACUGUGCCUCAGUUUACUCAGUAGUUACCAUUAGACUGUGAGCUCCUUGCGGGACUGUCGUCACCAUCCUCAUCACCUGACCCCUCCGAAGUGGCACUGAGGGCCUGCGGCUGGGCGCAUGGUGACCGCAGCACAGGCAGGGGCCCUUGGGAGCUUCACGGCUCCUGAUAACCCCCUCCUGAGGAGGGCUGGACGGUGUACAGAAAGUUUUAAAAUAAAGACCAGAAACUA